This is a messenger RNA of Symbiodinium natans, 1365 nucleotides long. Lineage: Eukaryota; Dinophyceae; Suessiales; Symbiodiniaceae. The record is from the annotation of a GenBank genome assembly.
AUGGACGAGCUGUACAGCGUGGGACAGAAAGUCGCGCAGGAAAAUGCUGGCGCCAUGGACCCCGAGCUGCUCUCAGCUCUGGGCGGAAACCCAGAGAAGCUGGCAGAGCUCUUGGCAGGCGGAGGCAGUAUGGAAGAGUACCUGCAAAGCUACGAGCAGAUGCUCCAAGAAGGCGUUGCGCCGACAAUGGGAGGAGGCGCCAUGCUCGACCAGGUAGAUCCUGAAGGUGGCAUCACCACUCGCCCCGAAGCUGGGUUUGUCGUGAAGACGAACGACACCGGCGCGGGCACCAAGAUCUUCAUCAACGUCGUGUCGAGCCCUCAUAUUGAGGAGCCGCACAUGAAGAGUUACGUUGAGCUGGAGGGGGAGCAGGGCUGCCGCGUGCCCCUCUCCAUUGGUACACCUGUAGAGGACUUCGACAAGAAAGGCGAGCCCUGCGUCACAUAUGACGUGGUGGCAAAUCCGAAGGUCGUGGAGGAGUGCGCUGCAGAGCCGGCUUUCCGAGAACAGGUGGUGCAACUCUGCCUCGCUGCGGUGUCUCAAAAGUACAAGCUGCAGCUUGAUCAAAGGUUCAAGCUGCCAAAGAUCAAGUACAAGGGCACCACAGUGCAGCUGCAAAGAAUUCGGAAGAAAAAGGAGUCGCAGAUCCAGGAGAUGCCGGAGAAUACCUCGGCCCCACAACCUGGAACUAGUGCUCAGAGGCGCGCCAGUGGCGAGCCUGGUCUCCCGGCAGCCCGCUCAGAUGGCCCUCAGCCUCCAGACUUUUGCGUCUACUACGCGCUGCCCGACAGCUCACCACUGCAGGACAUCUUCGAUCGAGACUGGGGCUCGCCGCCCGAUGACGUGGAGGAGGCAGCCAAGGUCACGUACCUCUAUGGCUUUGAUUUGCCGUGCUAUCGAGUCAACACCUUCCAGGAGAAGAUUCGUGGCACCAUGAAGAACCAGGCCGACCGGAAACGAGACGAGGAGGCCGAAGAAGGCGAAGUCGACGCCGUGGCUCGGGCCAAGAAGGCGACCAGCGAGAUGCUGGCAUCCAGGACUUGCUGUGUCCACGUGCGCCUGCCGGACUUGGAUCCCCACGUCCCAUCGUUGAAGCAGUUUUCCUUGGAGGUCAGCGACGAGUGCCUCAGGGUGAGCUUCCCGAUGCUGCCUCGCUCGACGAAGUGCGCCUACGGAAACAUCACCUUUUGGUGGCCGCAGCACUUCAACUCCGCGGAAGCCAAUGCUGACUGGGAUCCCAAGGAGCCGAAGAAGUUUCCUUCAAAAAACUCAAUAGCGAAAAGUUGCCAGUUUCGAUCCCGGCUCGGAUGCAGUUUCGGGCCUGGAGGGCUUGUCGGCUCAACUUCGGGAAUGUUGAGGGCCUAG